Messenger RNA from Protopolystoma xenopodis, 199 nucleotides. NCBI's taxonomy places the organism in Eukaryota, Metazoa, Platyhelminthes, Monogenea, Polystomatidea, Polystomatidae. The record is from the annotation of a GenBank genome assembly.
GUUCGGUGUUUUGUUAAAGGUCAAGAGACAAGCACAGAACAAUUCUUCAACACAACACGGACAAUGUUGCUUCUCACCGGUCUCCCUCCAAAUGAGCACGCCUGCCAGGUUCGCGCUUGGACUAGAGUCGGACCAGGCCCUUGGACUCAUCAGAUUGCAUUCCUUAUCGGCCAAAGAGGGUUUUAACUCAGUAUACUGA